GUAUCACUGUCCGGAUUAAUUGCCAAUGGUCUCUCACUCCAUAUCGCAACAACAAAUACACAUUUUCGGAAUGGUUAUGGCACUCUUUGUGCUGCUAUUUUGUUGUGCAAUAUACAAACAAUAUUAAUUAUGCUAAUAUGGGCAGCAAUUGUUCUAAUAACGAAUUCUCCAGAAUUAUCAUCACCAACAUCUUCUAUCGCUUUAAUACCCGGAUGUUUGGCAUGUGUGAGUUUUUACGGAGCGGUAGUG
Molecule: messenger RNA, 249 nt
Organism: Loa loa (African eye worm)
Lineage: Eukaryota; Metazoa; Nematoda; Chromadorea; Rhabditida; Onchocercidae
Exons: 2
Source: RefSeq, a predicted model, not a curated record